Messenger RNA from Spirodela intermedia, 957 nucleotides. Lineage: Eukaryota; Viridiplantae; Streptophyta; Magnoliopsida; Alismatales; Araceae. The record is from the annotation of a GenBank genome assembly.
AUGUGCCGUCCUCGGGCCGCAACGUUCUUCUUCUUCUUUUUCUUCUUCCUUUGUUCGGCAUCGUCAGCGCUCGCCGGCGGCAGAGCGGCGGCGCUGUACAGUGAGUGGAGGUCCGCCACCGCUACCUACUACGGAGACACCGGCGUCGCUACAGGUACAUGCCCAGCUUUCCUGCUCGCCUGUGGACGCGUCAGACGGGAUUCUUACAGCUCUGGGCUUAAGCUUCCUCUGUGGGUUCCUUCUGGUCCGAGAAGGCGGAGCUUGCGGCUAUGGCGUCCUCCGGGAGGCGGCCUACCGGAGGAGUGCUGCGGUGAGCGGCACCCUCUUCGGCCGGGGCAGCGCCUGCGGCGGCUGCUACGAGCUGAGGUGCGUGGAUCACAUCCUCUGGUGCCGGCUAGGCAGCCCCUCCACCGUCGUCACCGCCGCCGACUUCUGCCCUCCCAACUACGGCCUCUCCGGCGACUCAGGCGGCUGGUGCAACUACCCGAGGGAACACUUCCAGCUCCCAGAGCCCUCAUUCUCCGACAUCGCGGAGAAGGCGGCCGACGUAGUCCCCGUCCAAUACAGAAGGUACGAGAAACGAAAACCCUUGUUUCGUCUUCCUUCCACUAGGGUUUCCACUGAGAGAGUGUCGGCGUUGGCGUGUGCAGAGUCGACUGUGAAAGGCUCGGGGGGGUGAGGUUCACGGUGAGCGGGAGCUCCUCCUUCUACCAGGUCCUGAUAUCGAAUGUCGGCGCCGACGGGGAGGUAGCCGCCGUGAAGGUGAAGGGGUCGAGAACCGGGUGGAUCCCCAUGGCGAGGAACUGGGGGCAGAACUGGCACUGCGCCGCCAACCUCCUCGGCCAGCCUCUCUCCUUCGAGGUCACCACCGGCGGCGGGAGGACGCUGACCUCGUACAAUGUCGCUCCGGCCGACUGGAAGCCCGGCCAGACCUUCGACGGCAACCAGUUCCAUUAA